Molecule: messenger RNA, 1908 nt
Organism: Macrosteles quadrilineatus (aster leafhopper)
Lineage: Eukaryota; Metazoa; Arthropoda; Insecta; Hemiptera; Cicadellidae
Product: piggyBac transposable element-derived protein 4-like
Exons: 2
Coding region: 1-1908 (635 amino acids)
Source: RefSeq, a predicted model, not a curated record
AUGGGAGAUAAAAACUUGACACCUAGAAAAAUAGAAAAGGAAUUGGGUGACACAUUGAGUGAUGGUGAUUUGAGUGCCGAAAGUGAAAUAUUUGACUCUGAUAAAGAUCCAGAAUAUGUUCCUGAUGUACUUGACAAAGGAAAUGUUUGUGAUAUAUCGGAGGCUGAUUUGGAAGAGUCGGUUGAUGGUGAUUUGGAAGAGUUGGUUGAUGGUGACCUGGAAGAGUUGGUUAAUGAUGUAGAAGUUUUAGGAGAUAUAAGCCAAUCGGAAGAUGAACAUGAAGAAAAUGGGCAGCAAACAAAACAAAGAAAACAGAAUAAAAAGAAGAGACAGGAUGAGUACAACCUAAAUAUUUUUGGUACAGAGCGUAAGAUAAAGUGGGAAGAGUGGCAGGGGAGGCAAAAGAAAUUCCCAUUUACAGGACAGUCAGGGAUAAAUCCAGAAGUAUCAGCUAAGCUAGCCGAUGGUAAGCCUAUAGAUUAUUUUUUACAUUUAGUUUCUGAGGAUAUAAUAAAUGUUAUGGUGGACCAGACAAAUUUGUAUGCGACGCAAGUCGUUUCAUGUCAAGAAGACGUUGCCCCUCAUUCCAGACUACAUGGUUGGACACCAACAGAUGCUAUUGAAAUUAAAAGGUUCCUAGGCCUAAUAGGAUGGAUGGGUUUGGUCAAACUACCAAAUCUGAGAGACUACUGGUCUAAAAACAAAAUAUACGACUUGCAAAUACCUCGAAACACCAUGAGCCGCAAUCGAUUUGAACUGCUGUUGAAAAUGUGGCAUUUUGCUGACAAUAACUUUGCAGGAACUAACAGACUUCACAAGAUAGAACAUGUAAUGAGUUUAUUCAUUGAAAAUUUCAAGCAAGCCUACACCCCUGGCGAAACAAUGUCCAUAGAUGAGAGUCAAGUACCUUGGCGAGGAAGACUUGUUUUCCGCCAGUACAAUCCUCGAAAGAGACACCGUUAUGGUAUUAAACUGUACAAACUAUGUGCGGGAAAAGGCUAUACGUGGAAUUUUUCCGUAUACAUAGGAAAAGAUGCAUGUACUGAGAGGAGCGCCUCCGAGAACGUAGUGUACAAGCUUUUGGGCGGUAUACAGAAUGGUGGCAAAGACAUUGUUCCUGGUUCGCUCCUAGGAGAGGGUAGAUCACUGGUUGUCGUUGUCGACAACUGGUAUGCGAGUGUGCCUCUUGCGCUUGGGUUAUUAGAGCACUCCACUCACUUCAUCGGGACAUUGCGUCCUGAUAGGAAGUAUCUACCACCAGCAGUUGCUUUGAACAUCAAUAAGGGAGAUAUAAUGACAAGAGAAACUGAAGAAGGACUCACUUGCAUAAAAUGGAAAGACAAACGGGAUGUUUAUUUACUAUCUACUGUUCAUACAAAUGAAGUAGUUGAAGUAACAACCAACAGUAACAAAGUGGUGCAUAAACCAAUGAGUGUUGUCCUGUACAACGAGGGAAAAUACUCAAUAGACAUGAGCGACCAGAUGGCGACUUAUAACAAAGCUUUGAGAAGAUGUACUAAGUGGUACAGGAAGCUGAUGAUAGAAGUAAUCUGGGGAAUGACAGUUGUAAAUAGCCACUUCCUCUACAACUGCUCAGGGAAUGAGAAAAUGCCAAUAAAACAAUUCAGAGAAGCGAUAGUUCUUUCCCUCCUUCAAGAAGCAACUCCAACUGAACGAAACGUCACACCACGAAGAUCUCGCGGAGCCCACUAUCUCAUCGAAGUGAUAACAGGUGACCCACCACGAAAGAAAAGAGGGAGGUGUAAAGUUUGUUACGAUGAGCUGGGAAGGCAAGGGACACUUGGACAAGAUGGCAAAGUACGCAGGGCGAAGCAAGUCUACACAGUUUGCGACACCUGCGAAGGACAGCCGCACAUGUGCCGCCCCUGCUUCAACAAGAAGCAUUGA